CUACAGUAUUUCCAUUCCAAUCAACCAGUGCCACCUUUAUUGACAAAUUAACAUAGAAAUUUUAACUAGCUUCCCUAUUUGAUUUAUACCAAUAAAUAAAUUGGAGACAUAUACAUUACCAUAUAAGAGGCGCCAUAAAAUCGAAUCUAAACAUCUUUUAUUGAUAAUACCCGAAAAGGCUUUCGCCCUGUUUUAUAUAUAAAGCAACGAUCAUCAACAACCUGAUACAGACACACGCACACACCCAAAGCAGGAUACAUCGCAACAACACCACCCCUACCACUACAGGAGCUACCAGGGUCCUCAACCGUGAACACGCCACCGCGAAGAGACAAAGCCGCAUAUGAUGAACCGUGAGCUCCAAAGUGGCGUCUUCGGGAAGGUUAUGACACCGGAGCGCCGGCACCGCACGAUCCAAGGAUCAAGGUUUCCCCUAGAGCAACACGGCGGGCGAUGAGAGCCGCGACGAUGCCUUCAAGAAGGGGACGAACUUCGCCGCCGCCGUCUGCCCAACGACAGAACAAGUUUUCACCCUGGCCAACAAUCAUCACCAUCGGCAUAUGGUACGAGCGCCGCACCACCGUCACCGAAUGCCACACCCCGGCCACCACGCCACCCACACGACCAUGGCCAUCGGGCAGCCCCUGAGCCACGGGCUCACCCAAGAGCACCAUGCUCCCCACCAGGGCCGCCGCCCCAGCCUCCAAGACCCCAAUGCCACCUCACCCGAGCCACGCCGCUUCACAUACCAAAGAGACGAGCGGAAAUGCACCUCAUUUCCCACCCCCGAGCGUCCCCAACGCCGAGACCCACCUAGGCCGGCCAGAUCUAGGUGAGCGUUGACUGCCACCAUGAUCAAUGGCCUUGCAGGUGGUCUCUCCAGAUGUCAUUCCUGGCAUCAGUUCAACCUCCGAUGUGGCUGCCAACCGGGUCCAGUCCCCAAAAACAUUCUGCAUGGUAAUAGGUAAAUGCUAUUAUAGAGUAGAUUGUACACCUUAAAAAAAUCAAUUAUAAAUGUUUAAAAAAAACAUAGAAAAAAGUGUGAGUGUUCAUAUGGAAUGUGUCUACAACCUCCAAAAAUUUCAUGUGCAAAUUCGAAAGGCAUAUAGACUUGUCUUUUUGUUUCUAAAUCUCCUUUCGAAUACUGACCUGAAAUUUUUGGUGGCUGUAGACACAUCCCUUGUGAAAAUUCACAUUUUUUAUAGAAUUUAUUAAAACAUUUAAAAAUUGAUUAUUUGAAACAGCAGCAUAAUACCAUUUAAAGUUGUGGUAGCACUAGAUAUUCUUUCAGUAGAGUAUUGGUGUGCAUCGUUCGAAGUGUGCACUGCACGCUUAGAUCCAUCGGGGGCGGGGCUCGAUCGAUGUGAAAAGAUGCAUGAUUCCGGGCAAACGGCAUGCCUAGCCACUUGGCUCAAUCUCGGAUGAUGCGAAAAGAUGCUCAGUGCCUAAGUCGUACUUGUGCAUGGCAAGUGAGCACAUGCCGUGACUCCUCUAAAUCGCAGCACCCGCCCAUCAAUUCUGUAUAAAUAAACGUACCGUACCAGCCCAGCAGCAAAUGGUAGCAGCAUUAGUUAGCGACAUGGGCGACGAGGAGGCGUGCAUGUUCGCGCUGCAGCUAGCCAACUCGACGGUGCUACCGAUGACGCUGAGGACGGCCAUCGAGCUGGGCCUUCUGGAGGCCCUUGUGGGCGCCGCCGGCAAGUCGCUGACUCCGGAGGAGGUCCUAGCGAAGCUGCCGUGCAAGGCCAACAACCCGGACGCGCCGUCCAUGGUGGAUCGCAUGCUGCGUGUGCUUGCGUCGUACAAGGUCGUGUCGUGCACGGUGGAGGAGGGCGAGGACGGCAGCCUCUCGCGCCGCUACGCCGCGGAACCGGUGUGCAGGUGGCUCGCCCCGAACGAGGAUGGCGUCUCCAUGGCCCCCUUCGCUCUCCUCGCCCAGGACCACGUCUACCUGGAGCCCUGGCGCCACCUCAAGGACGCGGUCCUCGACGGCGACGGCGGCGGCGGCACUGCGUUCCACAGGGCGUAUGGGACGUCGUGGUACGAGUACACCGGGAGGGACGCGCGCUUCAAAGGCCUCUUCUACGAGGCCAUGAAGCACCACUCCGCCAUCAUCACCAAGAAGCUCCUCGAGGUGUACAGGGACUUCGACGGCAUCGGCACCCUCGUCGACGUGGCCGGCGGAUUCGGCGCCGUCAGCCACGCCAUCACCUCCAUGUACCCGAGCAUCAAGGGUGUCAACUUUGACCUUCCCCACGUCAUCGCCGCCGCCCCUCCUUACCCCAGGGUCGAGCACGUGGGCGGCAACAUGUUGGAGAAGGUGCCCUCCGGCGACGCCAUCCUCAUGAUGUGGAUCCUCGACUGCUUCAGCGACCACGAGUGCGCCACGGUGCUCAAGAACUGCCACGACGCGCUGCCAGCACACGGCAAGGUCAUCAGCGUGGAAUGCAUCUUGCCGGUGAACCCAGAGGCGACCAACAGCGCGCAGGCGUUGCUCGCCGUCGACAUGAGCCUGGUCGCGUACAGUCCGGGCGGCAAGGAGAGGUAUCUCAGGGACUUCGAGAAGCUCGGCAAGGGCGCUGGGUUUGCCGCCGUCGAGGCCACCUACGUCUACGCCGACUUCUGGGCCAUCCAAUACACAAAGUAACUCGCAAGAUCGUCUACCUUAUCUUGCUACUUCCGUUUUCUAAUCUUCAUAAAUAAGUAGACACGCAGCGUGAGUCUAUUCACGACGUGGCAGCAGACUUAGAUUACGUUUGGGAAGUGCUCCAAACUCAUUUCAGUGAUCUUUUACUACGCCCCACAAAAACCAUUGAAUUUUUCUGCUUGGAAUGGGCUGUUUGGAUGCCAUGUAGAUUUUACAGUUUAUCAUAUACAUGUUGAUUCCAUGGCGA
Messenger RNA from Triticum urartu, 2894 nucleotides. RefSeq names its product tricetin 3',4',5'-O-trimethyltransferase. Gene Ontology annotation, molecular function: O-methyltransferase activity; protein dimerization activity. Lineage: Eukaryota; Viridiplantae; Streptophyta; Magnoliopsida; Poales; Poaceae. The record is from RefSeq and is a predicted model, not a curated record.